AUGGUCCAGAAUAUCCCAGAAGAGGUCGCUCUCGAUACUUACAACAAUGACAACGAAUAUCACCCCUCGGACAAGGAUACUGUUCACGAGAAACACGAAGAGCAAGAGAUGGAUUCUCGUUCGGCGGCUUCGGGGAAAACUGAGUCAGAGAGGAUUAUGACUUCUUCGGAGGGAAAAAAAGAUAAGGGUCCUGCAACCUAUCAGCUGAUCUUCAUUACUAUUGCUCUGGUACUCGCUGUAUUUUGUGUCUCACUGGUGAGCAAAUAUGAAUCCACUCCUAGAGAUAAUACAAUUGUCGCCACCGCAAUUCCCUCCAUCACGGAAUACUUUCACGCCCUAGACGAUGUUGGCUGGUAUGGAAGUGCCUAUAUGCUCACUAACUGUGCGUUUCAACUCCUUUACGGUAAAAUCUAUUCUUCCUACAGCACGAAAUGGGUCUUUCUCAUAAGCUUGGGAAUCUUCGAGAUUGGAUCUUUGGUAUGCGGCGCUGCUCCUUCAUCUACAGCUCUCAUUCUGGGUCGAGCGGUGGCUGGCCUAGGGGGAUCGGGCAUCACAACUGGAGCUUUCCUUAUUAUUUCACAAACUGUUCCACUUGAAAAACGUCCCAUAUACACCAGUGCAGUUACCAGUGUCUUCGCUGUUUCCAGUGUGCUUGGUCCAGUACUAGGUGGUAUCUUUGCCGAUCGCCUCUCGUGGCGUUGGUGCUUCUACAUCAAUCUUCCUUUCGGAGGUGUCACGGCUUUGUUCCUGUUUUUCCUGGUGAAACCGCAGAAGGAAAAACUUCCCGGAAUUACCUCUCUUCAAGACCUGAGAAAAUUCGAUAUUCCUGGUACUAUAGUCUUUCUUCCCGGCAUCGUAUGCUUACUUUUAGCCCUUCAGUGGGGUGGCUCCAAGUAUCCAUGGCAUAACUGGCAUGUUAUCGUGACCUUUGUCAUGGGUGGUGUAUUGAUUUGUGCGUUCAUCCUCAUUCAAUACUGGCAGCAAGAGAAUGCCACUCUUCCACCUCGAAUCAUCAAAAAUAGAAACGUCUGGGGUGCGUGGCUCUAUAGUUUCACCAUCUUAUCGGCCAUGUUCGUUGUCGUUUACUAUGCAAGUUCCCCCUCUCCAUUUGAACCUCAUCUUUAA
Talaromyces amestolkiae is the source of this 1125-nucleotide messenger RNA. RefSeq lists its product as uncharacterized. Gene Ontology annotation, molecular function: transmembrane transporter activity. The transcript is spliced from 3 exons. The record is from RefSeq and is a predicted model, not a curated record. Bases 1 to 1125 code for a protein of 374 amino acids. Lineage: Eukaryota; Fungi; Ascomycota; Eurotiomycetes; Eurotiales; Trichocomaceae. Gene Ontology annotation, biological process: transmembrane transport.